Staurois parvus is the source of this 362-nucleotide messenger RNA. Lineage: Eukaryota; Metazoa; Chordata; Amphibia; Anura; Ranidae. The record is from the annotation of a GenBank genome assembly.
GGAAGAACAGAUAUAGUGAAUGCAGGGUCCGGGGAGACCGGAUAUAGCAAAUGCAGGGUCCUGGGAGAGCGGAUAUAGUGAAUGCAGGGUCUGGAGAGACCAGAUAUAGUGAAUGCAGGCUCUGGGAGAGCGGAUAUAGUGAAUGCAGGGUCCGGGGAGACCAGAUAUAGUGAAUGCAGGGGUCCGGGGAGAGCGGAUAUAGUGAAUGCGGGGUCCGGGGAGAGCGGAUAUAGUGAAUGCCGGGUCCGGGGAGAGCGGAUAUAGUGAAUGCAGGGUCUGGGGAGAGCAGAUAUAGUGAAUGCGGGGUCCGGGGAGAAAGGAUAUAGUGAAUGCGGGGUCCGGGGAGACCAAAUAUAGUGAAU